CCCCCGGAUAAGGGUCGCGACCCUCAGCGGGCCCUGCUGCGCACCCCUGCCCGUCACCCAAGCCUGUAACAUAGCAGGGAGACGUGGUUUGGCGAUGCUCCUGUCAUGUGCAGGAUGCGAGAAACCAAUUAUGGAUCAGUACCUGCUGAAUGUUUUGGACCGAGCAUGGCACGUCGAGUGCGUCCGCUGCUUCGAUUGCAGAACCACGUUGCAGGACAAGUGUUUCUCAAGGGAAGCGAAGCUAUUUUGCAGAGAGGAUUUCUUCAGGCGAUACGGGACGAAAUGCAGCGGUUGCCUCCAGGGGAUAAGCCCGCAGGAUCUCGUGAGGAAGGCGAGAGACAAGGUUUUCCACCUGAAUUGCUUCACCUGCCUGGUGUGUCGGAAGCAGAUGAGCACCGGAGAGGAGCUCUAUGUCCUGGACGACAACAAGUUCGUCUGCAAGCAGGACUACCUGUCGGGCAAGCCGCUGCCGGACACGCAUCACGUGCACGGUCAUCAUGAAUCGUCCAACCUGUCGACAGGAGGAGACUCGUUGAUGGGUUCAGGAUCGGAAGACGAGGACGAGGACGGUAGUGCUCACCAUCAUCACGGUGGUGUCGGUGGCCCUCACUUGGGGCCUCACAAUCUGGGUCCAGGUGGUCCCGGUGACCAAACGGUCGGUCAUACUGGCGAUCUACCUCUUGGAAGCGAUCCUUGUAAGCAGGAAGACUCCGAGGAUCAAGGUUCCCUGGACGGCGAUCCCGAAACGAGGGAUAGCCAAACGGAGAACAAAAGUCCAGACGGUGGUGCCGGUGGUGGUAGCGGCGACGGUGGUGCCGGUUCCAAGAGGCGGGGGCCGAGAACUACCAUAAAGGCGAAACAAUUGGAAAUUCUCAAGUCGGCGUUUUCGUCUACCCCGAAACCAACGAGGCACAUCAGGGAACAAUUAGCGAAAGAGACCGGAUUGCCGAUGAGAGUGAUACAGGUCUGGUUUCAAAAUAAGAGGAGCAAGGAGCGUAGGUUAAAACAACUGACGUCGAUGGGCAGGAGCCCGUUCUUCGGCGGCUCUAGAAAAAUGAGGGGCUUCCCCUUGAACCUGAAUCCCGGUGCUUUGGGCGGCGAGGACGGACCGCCGCCCGGUUUUCCAUAUUUCGGCGCGGAGAAGUUCGAAUUCGGUUACGGCGGGCCCGUGGCAUUUCACCAUGAAUUCUUUGGUGCUCAUCCGCCCCCUCAUCCACAUGGACCGCCCUUCAGCGGACCAGGCAAUCCUGGUUUGGACCCGGCGAGUUUAGCGGGUAUGGCGGCCGCAGUGGCGGUGACAGGGGAAUAUCCACCUCCGGGUGCGGGAGGCGGCCCUCCGGAAUUUCUCACGGGCCCUCCUGGACAGGGGCCCCCUGCACCUUCUGGCGGCAGUCCUGGAGAGUUCCUAGCACCUUCAGGUGGAGCACAGGGUAAUCCCAGUGCCGGUGGGAAUGGUGGCGGUCCAGGUGGCGGCGGCGGCGGGGGUGGGUUCCUGGAGCCGCACCAGAUGCAGAGCGAAGGGCUGGCCUGGUAGUACGAGUUUUAAUUAACGUUUAUUUUUUCUUCGUGUUUAUGUUGCUUUCCAUCGACCGAGCGAAAAAUCGAUCGAAUUACGAAGAAGAAUCGCGCGUACCCGAUGGGGAGAUCGUACGACUUUGUUCCGGCUUCAAAGACUUUUGCCCGCGAAGCGAACGUGGCGCGAGAGUCGA
This is a messenger RNA of Apis laboriosa (Himalayan honeybee), 1709 nucleotides long. It is a transcript of the gene Lim1, whose product is annotated as LIM/homeobox protein Lhx5. The coding region runs from base 95 to 1534 and encodes 479 amino acids. The transcript has 8 exons. Gene Ontology annotation, cellular component: nucleus. The record is from RefSeq and is a predicted model, not a curated record. Gene Ontology annotation, biological process: regulation of transcription by RNA polymerase II; neuron differentiation. Gene Ontology annotation, molecular function: RNA polymerase II transcription regulatory region sequence-specific DNA binding; DNA-binding transcription factor activity, RNA polymerase II-specific. Lineage: Eukaryota; Metazoa; Arthropoda; Insecta; Hymenoptera; Apidae.